Oncorhynchus nerka (sockeye salmon) is the source of this 4880-nucleotide messenger RNA. RefSeq names its product NLR family CARD domain-containing protein 3-like. The transcript is spliced from 10 exons. The record is from RefSeq and is a predicted model, not a curated record. The coding region runs from base 73 to 3444 and encodes 1123 amino acids. Lineage: Eukaryota; Metazoa; Chordata; Actinopteri; Salmoniformes; Salmonidae. Gene Ontology annotation, molecular function: protein binding. Gene Ontology annotation, biological process: intracellular signal transduction.
AGAGAGGAGGGGGGCCCUGCCUCUAAAGGGCGUCUCUCUGGGGAGAGAGAGGAGGGGGGCCCUGCCUCUAAAAUGAGUCUCUCUGGGGAACAUGACACCAAAUCUAAGAGACCAAUCAAGCAGGAGAGACCAGCCUCCCCUGUUCCCAGCUGUGUGUCCAUGAAGAGUGACCGGUCUAUGAUGCAACCUAUAGUGUUUAGAGAGGGAGCCUCCCCUGUCUCCAGCUGUGAGAGUGACAAGUCUAUGAGUCCUCCUCUAACCUUUAGAGAGGGAGACUUUUCUACUGAACAAAGCCCAAUCAAGCAGGAGAGACCAGCCUCCCCUGUUCCCAGCUGUGUGUCCAUGAAGAGUGACUGGUCUAUGGAUCUUCCUCUAUACUUUAGAGAGGGAGACUUUUCUCCUGAACAAAGAAACCAACAGGAGAGAUCAGAGUCAGAGAUUCUCAGUGGUCAGUCUUCCCAGAGUCAUCAAACAGACCUGGACUCCAUAUUCAGUUUGCUUGAAGAGAAAAUUAUGACAUUUGUGAAGAACGAGCUGAAGAUGUUCAAGAGGAUUCUUAGUCCAGAACUCCCAGAAGGCUUUGAGAGUAAGAAGCAGGACAAGGAAAUGGUGGAUGCUGAAGAUGAGAAGCAGGAGAGCAGUGCCAGAGAGGGGGCUCUGAAGAUCACACUGCACAUCCUGAGGAAAAUGAACCAGAAGGAGCUUGCUGACACACUGGAGAAAUAUUCAGAUGAGCUUGCUGUGAUUUGCCAACGUGAACUCAAAUCUAAUCUAAAGAAGAAGUUUCAAUGUGUAUUUGAGGGGAUCGCUAAACAAGGAAACCCAACACUUCUCAAUAAGAUCUACACAGAGCUCUACAUCACAGAGGGUGGAACAGGAGAGGUCAAUAAUGAACAUGAGCUGAGACAGAUUGAGACAACAACCAGGAAACAAGCAAGACCAGAGACUGCAAUCAAAUGUAACGACAUCUUCAAACCCUUAACUGGACAAGACAAACCUAUCAGAACUGUGCUGACAAAGGGAGUCGCUGGCAUUGGAAAAACAGUCUCUGUGCAGAAAUUCAUUCUGGACUGGGCUGAAGGAAAAGCAAAUCAGGAUGUCCAAUUUGUAUUUUCAUUCCCUUUUCGGGAGCUGAAUUUGAUGAAAGGGGACAAACACACUUUCAUUGAACUUCUUAAUCACUUCUCAAUGGAAACCAAACAAUCAAGAAUCUCCAACUACGACAAGUACAAAGUUCUGUUCAUCUUUGAUGGUCUGGAUGAGUGCCGACUGCCCCUAGACUUCCAGAAGAACAAGAUCUGUUGGGACGUCACAGAGUCAACCUCAGUGGAUGUUCUGCUGACAAAUCUCAUCAGGGGAAAUCUGCUUCCCUCUGCUCUCCUCUGGAUAACUACCCGACCUGCAGCAGCCAAUAAGAUCCCUUCAUGGUGUGUUGACCAGGUAACAGAAGUACGAGGGUUCAAUGACCCACAGAAGGAGGAGUACUUCAGGAAGAGAUUCAGUGAUGAGGACCUGGCCAGCAGAAUCAUCUCACACAUAAAGACAUCAAGGAGCCUCCACAUCAUGUGCCACAUUCCAGUCUUCUGUUGGAUUUCUGCAACAGUCCUUGAACACAUGCUGAAACAUAAGAGAGAAGAGAUGCCCAAGACUCUGACUGAGAUGUACACACACCUUGUGGAGUUUCAUACCAAACAGAAGAAUGAAAAGUAUCUUGGGAAAGAAGAGACAGGUCCACACUGGAAUAAAGAGAGCAUUCUGUCACUGGGAAAACUGGCUUUUCAACAGCUUGUGAAAGGCAAUCUGAUUUUCUAUGAAGAAGACCUGAAAGAGUCUGGCAUUGAUGUUAAUGAAGCCUCAGUGUACUCAGGAUUGUGCACACAGCUCUUUAAAGAGGAAUGUGUGCUGUACCAGGACAAGGUGUACUGCUUUGUUCAUCUGAGCAUUCAGGAGUUUCUGGCUGCUGUAUAUGUGUUCCUCUCAUUCAUCAACAACAAUGAGAAUCUAAUGGACAAACUGCAAACAAACGACAAGCCUGAAGUUACUUUCUACAAGAGUGCUGUGGAUAAAGCCUUACAAAGUGAGACGGGAAACCUGGACCUUUUCCUCCGCUUCCUUCUGGGCCUCUCACUGGAGUCCAAUCAGAAGCACUUACGAGGUCUACUGACAAAGACCAGAAGCAGCUCACAGAGCCAUGAAGAAACAGUCGAGUACAUCAAGGAGAAGAUCGGGGAGGAUCUCUCUCCAGAGAGGAGCAUCAAUCUGUUCCACUGUCUGAAUGAACUGAAUGACCAUUCUCUAGUGGAGGAGAUCCAAAGCUACCUGAGAUCAGGAAGUCUCUCAAAACCCAACCUGUCACCUGCACAGUGGUCAGCUCUGGUCUUUGUGUUGCUGACUUCAGAAAAGGAGCUGGAUGUGUUUGACCUGAAGAAAUACUCCAGAUCAGAGGAAGGUCUUCUGAGGCUGCUGCCAGUGGUCAAAGCCUCCAGAGCUGCUCUGCUGUCAGGCUGUGGAGUCACAGAGGAAGGCUGUGCUUCUCUGGUCUCAGCUCUGGAGUCAAACCCCUCACACCUGAGAGAGCUGGAUCUGAGUAACAAUGACUUGAAGGAUUCAGGAGUGAAGCUGCUCUCUGCUGGACUGGGGAAUCCCCACUGUAAACUGGAGACUCUGAGGCUGUCAGGCUGUCUAGUCACAGAGGAAGGCUGUGCUUCUCUGGUCUCAGCUCUGAGGUCAAACCCCUCACACCUGAGAGAGCUGGACCUGAGCUACAAUCACCCAGGAGACUCAGGAGUCAGACUGCUCUCUGCUGGACUGGAGGAUCCACACUGCAGACUGGAGAAACUCAAUGUGGAACAUGGUGGAGAGAACAGAAUGAAACCUGGACUUAGAAAAUAUGUCUGUGAUCUCACACUGGACCUAAACACAGUAAACAGACUCCUCUCUCUGUCUGAGGGGAACAGAAAGGUGACAUGUAGGAGAGAGGAGCAGCCGUAUCCUGAUCACCCAGAGAGAUUUGAGGACUGUGAACAGGUGCUGUGUAGAGAGGGUCUGACUGGGCGCUGUUACUGGGAGGUAGAGUGGAGUGGGAGAAGGGCUGAUAUAGGAGUGACAUAUAAAGGAAUCAGCAGGAGAGGAGGGGUUAAGGACUGUUAUCUUGGAUGGAAUGACAAGUCCUGGAGUCUGAACUGCUCUGACAACAGUUACAUUGCCUGGCACAAUAAUAAUCCCACUACCAUAGACGUCCCCUCCUCCAGCCCCCACAGAGUAGGAGUGUAUCUGGACUGGCCAGCCGGCACUCUGUCCUUCUAUAGAGCCUCCUCUGACAUACUGACCCACCUGAUCACAUUCACCUCCACAUUCACUGAGCCCAUCUAUCCAGGGAUUCAUAUUUGGUAUGAUGGCGACUCAGUGUCUCUGUGUCAAACACAACAUGAUGUUUCACUCUAAUCAGGGUCAUGUUCAGUAUGACACACUGGAGCAACAAUGUAGAAUAUCUCUAGUGUGUUAACCUCUCUAUCCAGGGUGUUUGGUAUGAAUAUCUCUCUAGUGUGUUAACCUCUCUAUCCAGGGUGUUUGGUAUGAAUAUCUCUCUAGUGUGUAAACCUCUCUCCAGGGUGUUUGGUAUGAAUAUCUCUCUAGUGUGUAAACCUCUCUAUCCAGGGUGUUUGGUAUGAAUAUCUCUCUAGUGUGUAAACCUCUCUAUCCAGGGUGUUUGGUAUGAAUAUCUCUCUAGUGUGUUAACCUCUCUAUCCAGGGUGUUUGGUAUGAAUAUCUCUCUAGUGUGUUAACCUCUCUAUCCAGGGUAUGACUCCUCUUCAGUGUCCCUGUGUCAAACACAACAUGAUGAUUCAAUCUAUUCUUUUGUGUUUAUUUAACCUUUAUUUAACUAGACAAGUCAGUUAAGAACAAAUUCUUAUUUUGCAAUGACUUCCUUCCCCGGCCCAACCCUCCUCUAACCCAGAUGAUGCUGGGCCAAACCCUCCCCUAACCCAGAUGAUGCUGGGCCAAACCCUCCCCGAACCCAGACGAUGCUGGGCCAAUUGUGUUGCCUUUCCCGAUCGUUAUUGUUUCUGUUGAGAUACAGCCUGGGAACGAACCAGGGUCUGUAGUGACACCUCUAACUCUGAGAUGCUGUGCCUUAGACCGCUGCACCACUCAGGAGCACUUGGGUGUGUUACCUUUGACUUUACCAGUAAUUUACUGAUGUAAUGGAACACUGAUGUAAUGGAACACUGAUGUAAUGGAACACUGAUGUAAUGGAACACUAAGUGGUCUGAAGGGGAUGCUAUGCUACAUCUGUAUGUUAAACCCUUUACUGGGAAGUUGUGUCUGAGUUUCAUUAGUGGUCUGAAGGGGAUGAGAUGCCAACAUAUUUAUCUCUCAUACAUCCCACUUAUACUUGGAGCACAGUGUCGACCACAGGCCCUGGAGCAGUGUAGUGCCCUGCUCAACCACACUGUCAUUGGUGUGUGUGUGGUGCAGGUAAGACAUCUUUCUACUGAUAAUUAGUAUUCCUCAUCACUGUCUCUAUUCCCCUGUGGCUCAGUUGGUAGAGCAAGGGGUUAGCAACAUCAGGGUUGUGGGUUUGACUCCCACAGGGGACAAGUACUAAAAUGUAUCACUAACUACUGUGAGUUGUGCUGGAUAAGAGCUUAUGAUGAAUGACUGGAAUAUAUCAUGUAUUUACUUCCUGUUUAUUUCCAUGGUAACAAAAUGUAUCUCUCGAUGUAGCCAUAGUUUUCUUUAUUUCCAUGGUAACAAAAUGUAUCUCUCUUGAUGUAGCCAUUGUAUUUUUGUUUUUUCCAUGGUAACAGAAUGUACAGUUGGAAUCUGAAGUUUACAUACACUUAGGUUGGAGUCAUUAAAACUUGUUUUUCAACCCA